Leptonychotes weddellii (Weddell seal) is the source of this 1864-nucleotide messenger RNA. NCBI's taxonomy places the organism in Eukaryota, Metazoa, Chordata, Mammalia, Carnivora, Phocidae. The record is from RefSeq and is a predicted model, not a curated record.
AUGGGUGGGAGUUUGUGUGACUUGGGAUCCAAACAAGAGUUGGAGUUAGGUUAUCCUGAAGCUAGGAUAGUUGUUCAUUUUGUAGGGCUCGACCCCAGAAUUGCUGCAUGGCUUAUAGAUCCUGGGGAUGGUGCACCCUCUUUUGAAGAUUUAGUGGCAAAAUACCUUGAAAGCUCCAUCUCUGUUAAAGUGAACAGCACAUAUGGGAAUUCCUCAAGAAAUGUUGUGAAUCAGAAUGUACGGGUGAACCUGAAGAUACUCCACAGACUUACGAUGGGCCUUUGUUCCCAGUUGAAGGUUUAUGGUUUAUGGCAACUAUUUUGUACUUUGGAGCUUCCUCUGAUACCAGUUUUGGCAGUGAUGGAGAGCCACAGCAUUCAGGUGAACAGAGAAGAGAUGGAGAGGACUUCAGCCCUUCUGGGGUCUCGUCUCCGGGAACUGGAGCAAGAAGCCCAUUGUGUUGCAGGAGAGCACUUUCUUAUAACAAGUAGUAAUCAGCUCCGAGAGAUCCUCUUUGGCAAGCUAAAGCUACACCUGCUGAGUCCCAGGGAGACUCUUCCCAGAACAGGGCUGCAGAGACUCCCAUCCACGUCAGAAGCCUUAAGUGCUGUGCAGGACCUUCAUCCAUUACCCAAGAUAAUUUUGGAAUAUAGACGGGUUCACAAGACCAAAUCAGCCUUUGUGGAUGGAUGACUAGCUUGCAUGAGAAAGGGCUCCAUUUCCUCUACGUGGAAUCAGACUGGAACUGUGACUGGAAGACUCUCAGCUAGGCAUCCGAAUAUCCAAGGUAUCUCCAAGCACCCAAUUCAAAUUACUAAACCGCAAAAUGUUAAAGGUACAGAAGGCACAAUGCUCACCAUCUCCCUGAGGAGCAUGUUUGUUGCGCCCAAGGGCCACACCUUCCUGGCAGCAGACUUUUCACAGAUUGAAUUGCGCAUUCUUGCACACUUAUCUGGGGAUCCAGAACUUUUGAAGUUAUUCUGGGAAUCUGAAAGAGAUGAUGUAUUUUCCACCCUGACUUCACAGUGGAAGGACGUUGCCCCAGAGCGUGUGACACAUGCAGACAGAGAGCAGACCACGAAGGUGGUGUACUCAGCGGUCUACGGAGCAGGGAAGGAGCGGCUUGCUGCUUGCCUUGGAGUUACUGUGCAGGAGGCUGCCCGGUUUUUGGAGAGUUUUUUGCAGAAGUACAAGAAAAUCAAGGACUUUGUCCAAACAACCAUUGCCCAGUGUCACCAGACAGGCCAUGUGGCAUCCAUCAUGGGCAGGAGGAGACCGCUGCCGAGGGUCCACGCACAAGACCAGCAGCUCCGGGCGCAAGCAGAGCGGCAGGCCGUGAACUUCGUUGUGCAAGGCUCAGCCGCAGACCUCUGCAAGAUGGCCAUGAUCCACGUCUUCACUGCAGUGGCCGCUUCCCCCACCCUGACAGCCAGGUUGGUCGCCCAAAUUCAUGAUGAGCUGCUAUUUGAGGUGGAAGAUUCACAGAUUCCAGAGUUUGCAACUCUUGUCAGGGGGACCAUGGAGUCCCUGCGGAACGUGCCCCUGAAGGUGAGCCUGAGUGCUGGCCACUCGUGGGGGCACCUGGUGCCGCCGCAGGAGGCCCAGGCCCUCGGCCCAGCCCACGUCCUGCUGAGUCUCCAAGCAACCACCCAGCCAGCGCCAGCCCCCUUGUCAGCACACCCUGGUGCGUGCAUUUUUUGCCUUCAUUUUGUCUGUAGCCCCAGGCAACAGUGGGAGGAGAGAACUGGUUUCCACCAGCCCAUUGUGUGGCCUUCCCCAAGGUCGGCACUGGGCAGCUAGAGCAGGACCUGGAGAGGGCCACGUUCACCCCCUGGGUUGUCCCCUAUAGUAAAAGCCUUAUUCA